UCUCUCUCUCUGUAGGUGUUCAUGGUGGUUAAAUACAUAUAAAGCUAGGCAACUUUUUAGCUUACUCUAAAAUCUAAAUGCUUGACUGCCAUAUUCAUGUGCGCGCGCUUGAGAGCUGUAACGCUAUAGUAUAGCAACAGGGCUUUGUUUCUUCUUCAUUUUUGAAUGGCUUCUUCUUCUUCUUCUUCUUCUUGGAUACUGCAACUCUUCUUCCUCGUUGAGGUUUGGCUCUUCUUCAAUGUCGGGUGUCUUGACGGUGUGAAUGCAGCAACGUCGACAGUGACUGUGGGUAACAUUUCAAAGGUGGAAGAUGCCGUCAAUUUCCAUAUCUACUAUGGCCAGACCUUCAAAGUUAUCAAAAACGCCAUUGACGGCAAGAGCUACCUUCUCAUCCAGAAUAAUUCGAGGAUGGCAGCAAGGACAAAGUACUGCACCCCAAGGAUCAAAUCAUAUGUCAUUCCACUGUCAAACUAUUCCAUUGAUGCCCAAUUAUUUCCAGUUUCCUUUUUGGAGCUUUUAGGGUUACUAGGGAACUUGAAGGGCAUUACAUCAGACUCUGUAGCUUCUCAAUGCGUAUUAAAAUUAUUCCAAAGUGGAGAAAUUCAGAUAAUCAACAAGAGUGAUCCGCAACAGCUCUUGCAAUUCGGGGCACACUUUGUUACCGACAAUACUGAUCAACCACAAGCUUGCAAUAUUGCUUCUUUUGUUCCCUUCGUAGAAGAUGCACCUCUGCAGAGAGCAGAGUGGAUCAAGUUUCUGGGAGUUUUCGCAAAUCUUGAAACGACAGCCAAUCAAGUUUACGACGCCGUUAAAGAGAAUUAUCUAUGCUUGACUAAAGUCGCGGCAAGCAAGAAAUCAUUCAAACCGACAGUAGCUUGGAUGGGAUAUUAUGAUGGUGUCUGGUCAUUUACAAAGGAAGCAUUCAAGUUGAAGUACACAGAAGAUGCAGGUGGAGAGAAUGUGGACAGCUCUAUCAAUAAGAUGACUUAUAACAUCUCUAAUCCUGAAGAUUUGGAUCAACUGCAUGCCAUCCUAUGUACUGUGGAUGUACUUAUUGAUGAAACAUAUACUACUGAUCCGGCCAGCUACACUUUAUCAACUUUCUUCCAAAAUAUAUACAUUGAAGAUCACUCUUGUUUUUCUUUUCUUACAAACCAAACUUUAUGGAGAUAUGACAAGAGAAUUUACAAUUCAACUCUUG
Messenger RNA from Corylus avellana, 1201 nucleotides. The record is from RefSeq and is a predicted model, not a curated record. NCBI's taxonomy places the organism in Eukaryota, Viridiplantae, Streptophyta, Magnoliopsida, Fagales, Betulaceae.